AUUAUUUAUUAUAAUCAAAGAUUUAUAUUAUAUUAUUAUUCAUUAUUUAGUGAUUAUUUCAUAUUUUCAUUUUCAUGUUUUAUGUUACAAAAUUAAUAAUAAAUGGUCCCAUUAUUGGCCAUAUUAUUAUCUCACGAAAAGUAUAAUGCAUUAAUGAAUUACAAAAAAUAUUAAAUUGACAUGAUAAAUAUUAAAGAAUUAACAGAUCUACAAAAUUUCUAAAUAUAAAACAAUUUUUAACAAGUAAAAUACUAAUACAUACAAUAUUAAUUUAACUUUAAUAACUGUGAUCUAGUUUAACUUGAAUAUAACAAAAUUUAAAAUAUAUUUAAAAUGGCUUCAAAAAAGUCUUUGAAUUUAGCAAAAGCGAAAGAUGAAUUAGUCGAUGGUGUAUACAUCAGACCAUCUAAGAAAAAAAUAAUGACAUCGCAAAUUGUCACUAAUGAUGAGUUAACAAACUUGAUUCAAGAACGUUUGGCUAAUCGGCGUACUGGUGAACGUACGGAAUUUGCUAAUCAAUUAGCUAGAAAAUUAAUUAAAAAAUUACAUGAUCAAGAUGUAAAGCUUCGAAAAACUAAUGGUAAAAAAAGAGGUGGAUUGGUUACUCAAAUUAUAGAUGAAAAAAGUGGUCACUUAAAUAUGAAAAAAGUUAAAAAAGAAGUUCUUCCUGGAUCUGAUUUAAUUGAUGAUUUUGUUGCAGAUAAUACUCCACCUCCUAAGCGUGAUCCACCAAAGAUGACUUGUAAAGAAAUGGCGAUGACAAUUAUAAAUUGCAAAAAAGUGUUGGAAGACAAAACAGCAUUAGAUAAAAAAGUUGCUAAUAAGUUUACGUGUGCACUCAAGUCAAGAUUAGCUUAUAAAUUAAAAAAAAAACCAAAUACUUCAAGUAAAUAAUUUAUUAUAUUGUUUUUAUAUGCCUGUCUUAUUGUUUAAUCUGUUCAUAAAGUUGUAUACAUUGAGAUUUAGGAAUAUUUAUUUGCAUGUAAAUUUAUUAGUGAUAGGCAACGAUAUAAUUUUGUGUAUUGAUAUCGUUCUGAUUUUUCCGUUAUUUAUCACAAUAUCGUAUCUAAAAUAUAGAAAAUACAAAUUUUAAAUUUUACCUACUUAGUACUUAUUAAAAUCAAUAGUUAAAAAUAUAAAUAUUGAAUAAAAAAUGUUGCUUUACCUAGUUAAUUGAAGAUAAGAAAAAAUAACUAGUUCCUGAUAUAUAAAACAAUAUCGAUAUCGAAAAUUUGUCACGAUAUCGAUAUUAUUGUAUCGAAAUAUUGUUGCCCAUCACUAAAAUGUAUUAUAAAAUGGCAACCAUUGUCCACCAUUAAGGUUGUUACAAUACUGUAAACGUAAACAACCCCUAGAAAUUAAAAUUUCCCUGGUUGAGCUUCUUUGGAGUUGCAAAUCAUUUUCUAGAAAAGUGUGCAUAGGUGAAACUAUAGGUCAUGCCUUGACCUGACCUAAUACUGAAUAGAUAACAUACUGAAUAAAUAGGAUUUAAAAUUAAAAUUAAAUAUUUAUUUUGUAAUUAGAAUUUUUUCAUUUUUAUUGUUUGGCCUGUUCUAAUAAAAUUUUCUAGAUUCUCUUAUGAAAGCGUGAGUUUUAUUUAACAUACCAAAUUUGAUACUGAUUUUAGUUACCCAAUUACAACACUGCUCUAAGGUAAAAAUGAUAGUGGGUGUAGGAAAAUCAUUAGUUUACUAAGAAGUGUAUAUAUAUUUUUAAUUAUAUCGUAACUAAAUAUCAAAUAAUUUUCAACAAUAUUAUUAUUAUCAUUAUAAUCUAACUACACUUUAUUUACUACAUUUAGUAAUUAAUACUGAUUUGUAUGUACGUUUUAUUUUUUUUUGGUAAAAUCAAAUUGAUUAAUUUUUAAUUUUUAAAUUCGUUCCUUAUGAGUUAUGACCAUAAUUACUAUAUUAAUUAAUGUAUAAAUUACCAACUUGUGAAUUUAUUUAUUUAAAUUAUUUUUUCAAUAAUAUUGCAUACAAAUUAAUAGUAGAAGAAAAAAAUAUUUUGUAACUGUAUAAUAUAGUAUGUAAAUAAUAAAUAUACAGUAAAACUUUGAUAAGACAAAAACCCCAGUAAUACGGUAAUUUUCUUUGGGUCCCGAUUCAAAUACAUAAUCAAUGUGAACCCUGUCAAGUUGGAAACUCCGUUAAGACGGAAAAAUCGGACGAUCCCAAGGGAUUCCGACUUAUCAAAGUUUUAAUGUAUAUAUAUAUAUAUUUUUUUUUUAAUUAGGUUAAUAUUUAUAUUUCCAAUUUUUUGUGUUCAAAAAUAAAUAAUAUUUUGUGUAUUUAACAUUAUAAAAUAAGUUUUUUAAUA
Molecule: messenger RNA, 2319 nt
Organism: Metopolophium dirhodum (rose-grain aphid)
Lineage: Eukaryota; Metazoa; Arthropoda; Insecta; Hemiptera; Aphididae
Exons: 6
Coding region: 334-894 (186 amino acids)
Source: RefSeq, a predicted model, not a curated record